Messenger RNA from Mucor mucedo, 2508 nucleotides. Its product is annotated as WD40-repeat-containing domain protein. NCBI's taxonomy places the organism in Eukaryota, Fungi, Mucoromycota, Mucoromycetes, Mucorales, Mucoraceae. The transcript is spliced from 3 exons. Gene Ontology annotation, cellular component: nucleolus. The record is from RefSeq and is a predicted model, not a curated record. Gene Ontology annotation, molecular function: protein binding; RNA binding. The coding region runs from base 1 to 2508 and encodes 835 amino acids. Gene Ontology annotation, biological process: positive regulation of rRNA processing; positive regulation of transcription by RNA polymerase I.
AUGGCAACCGGUGCUGUUGUCAAAGUCCUGUCACAAUCACCUACCACAGGAGGCCACACCAAUAAAAUCACACGCGUCAUUCUCAACCCUAAAAACCACCUUCAGCUUUAUACUGCCAGUUUAGACGGAACCAUCAAAUUAUGGGAUUACAAUGACGAUAUUUUAUUAAAGACCUAUAAUGUCAAUGCACCUAUUCAGUUUAUGGUCAUGUCACCCGAACAACCGGGUCAUGCCUAUCUUGUCGUGGAUGCCACAGAGGCAGGAGCAGAUAAAUCAGCAGAUAACACCAUCGUUUACCGUUUCUCAUUUGGAAGUUCGGACGAACCUACUCAUAUGCGUCGCAUUUGUUCAUUAAGAGAUUGUACCACCAUCGAUAUCACACAGGACGGUCAAUGGCUAGCCUUUGGCGCACGUUUCAAGGCCUAUGUCUGGCCCAUCAAUAACGAUCUUGAAGACGUUCACCCAUCUCAAUUACAACCUCAUGUCUCGAUCGAACCCAUCACCGUGCUGAAAAUUCAUCCUUCCAAGCCCAUGUUGGCUCUCGGUGAUAAAUCAGGCCGCAUCACCUUGAUUUCCAAUUUUAAAUCAUCCAACGAAAAAGAACAUAUUCGAUCCACACACCAUUGGCACCAUCUCCCCGUACGUUGUCUUGCCUUUUUAGCGGACGGUGCCUAUUUAUUGUCCGGUGGAGAAGAAGCGGUCGUGGUGAUCUGGCAAUUGGAUACAGGUCAUAAACAAUUUUUGCCUCGUUUGGGUGGUAGCAUUGAUUCUAUCACGAUCUCACCCAAUAACCGCUUUUAUUGUUUGGGAUUGGACGAUAAUUCCAUUCGUUUGGUCAAUAGUAUCACCCAAAGCAUCGAGCAAGUGAUCCAGGGCCUUCAAUACGCUCAAGUCGAUCAUGCCACCAACCCACUUUCCACAGGCCUCAUCAUCGAACCUCGUAACCAUCACAUCGUCCUCAAUGGCGUACAAGGCAGUAUUCAAUUCUACGAUGCCAAUGCAGACAAACAUGUCAUGGAUCUUGAAGUCGUCCCCAUGAACCGUAUCUCACGUACCUCUACCGAGAAAGAAAUCAUCCAUGCCCAUGUCGCUCAUGUCGCCUUCUUAAAAACAGGUGAAUGGAUGGCAACUGUGGAUAUGCGUGAUGAUAAGGUCACCACACCCGAACUUUUCCUCAAGUUUUGGCGUUGGAAUCCCGAUACCCAGGCUUACACACUUCAUACAAGGGUUGAUUAUCCUCAUGCUAAACCCAUCACUUCCUUGAUCUUUAACCCGGUUUCUACAAUGGGUCCUAUGGCCAUUACCACUUCUGAAGACAAGACCUUUAAGGUUUGGCAUUUAAACACAGACCUUGCCAAUCAUGGAAACCGUGCCGCUACUCAGUCAGAUUCCGCUUGGGUCUGUCGUUCUGUCGGUGUCUACCGUGAUAGUAACCCUACCUCGGCCGCCUUCUCUGAAGAUGGAAGUAUUCUUGCUGUCGCCUUUGGUCAAGUCAUCACUUUAUGGGACCCUUAUUCCAACUCGAUCCAAAACGUCCUUGCACAACCCACGAAACACGCUGUCCUCUCUCUCAGUUUCCUUGGCGACCAAUGUCCUUUUCUCAUUGCCAAGACAAAGAACCAUCUCUACGUCUGGAACCUCUUGACAUGUAAAGUAUGGUGGUCCUAUAAAAUCAGUGUGGAUCAUUUGGCCAUCGAUACGGUUUCCAAUCAAUUUGCGGUUGUACGUAACCAUCACCAUCGUCAGGCUUCUCGUAUCACUAUCUUUGACCCCAAAUCACCCAUCCCUAUUGCCCUUCAACACCUCGAUCAUGCCUGUUUAGCUGUGACUUGGUUACCCAAAGACGAUGGUGAUGAUCAUGCUUUGCCCAGCACCCUCGUCUCCCUUUCCAACCGUUACGAACUCGUGAUUCAUACAGUCAAGUCGACCCAUCUUAAACACAACAGUAAAAAAGACAGCAAGACAUCCACACCGUCAACAACAGCCACACCGCUUCCUAUCACAGAGGAAACUCACUUGUUAAAUGAUAUGUACGGUAUGCGUGAAAAUGAACGUGAGACAGAAGAAGAAGCUCGUAUUCGACUCAAGACGGUACAGACGAUGCGUGAAGAAGCCAUGUCAGCCAAUCGAAAGGAGUCCAAGAUGAGACGUAGAGAGGAAGGCGAUGUAUCUGGUUUAGCAGCACCAAGUCAUGUCUUGCCUUCUGUUGAUGUUUUGUUUGAUACUUUUAUGACAUCUAUCAUGUCACUUCGUGUGGAAGAGGAAGAAGAGGAGACGAAUGGGAUGGAGAUGGAUGUGGAUGAAGAGGAAGAAGAGGAGAAUACACAGGAUGAGAAUGGUCUUGAUAUUCUCGUGACACAAUCACCUAGUGUGGAUUUCCCAUCCUUAACCACUUUCUUUUCACAAGAAUUAGAACAAACAUCUGUACAACAUAAAUCCACUACUGCACAAUCAUCCUCAGAUGAAGAUUCCGAAGAAGAUGAGGAUCCUUCAAAAAUUGCGUGGUAA